UGAUCUCAAAAAUAAAACAUAUUCCAGCCCGUUAAAUUAUGAUUAUUAUUAUUCUCUAGUUGUCAGGGAUUGCAUUUGUUCAGUACAGUGUUGUUCAGUGCAAGAUGUUAUAAUUUUGAUGUUAUUUAAGCUAAAAUAGAUUAAGGGAAAAAUAUUUGCACUAACUGUUAAAAACUAAUACUGUAUGUAACAAUGAUAGAGACACUGCUGUUUACAUUUUUUGUUAAGUAUGGCAAAAAUAUUUUAGUAAUGAAAUUUGAAGUAAAUGAGAAAUAACGCAAAGGAAAGUAAAUUUUCAGAAAUGUUGCGCUUUCUUGUGCUUAAAUGUUAAAAUGGCUCUCCUAUGAGGUGUCAAUCACAGCAACGGCCCCCAGCCAAUUUGAGUUUGAGACCCCUGCUUUAAAGCUUCUCUGGUGUUUCCAUGGUUUCUAUGGAAAUCAAGGGUAGCACGGAUAUGACGUCUCUGACAGGCGACGCAAUGACACGGGCCAUUACACUGGUUAAAAAAUAGCUGAUUUAUCUGGAUUUAAACAUUGUUUGGAAACAACAAAAUAUAUAACAUUCUUGUAGUAGGUUUUUGUUAUUUUAAUCUAAAAAUAUUACAUAUUGUGCCUUUAAUAGAUGUUUUAUCCUUUCAUUGUAAAGGAUGACUAAAAUAUACAUAUCCUCACAAUUCCUCAUGUUUUGAUCAAGCACACAAAAAUAAAUUAUUGAAGUGCAAGGGAUUAUGGGUAUUCCCUAUGCAGCCACAAUGCUUCUCUAAUGGGCCUAUAACAGAUCCAACAAUAUAUGAGGUUCAAAGUGCUUAAACUUUAUAUAGCUUUAUAAAAGCAAACUCAAAUGGUCUACUUUACAGGUAAAUACAGUAUUUCAAGAGUUUGACCUGACAAAACAGAAGUUGGAUUGUUUACAGUGUAUGAAAAGUGCCAGGGGCUUAUUGUAAUAACGUGGGACCUGUAUUUUGCCUGUUUAUCUCUCUCUGUGACAUGCUGGUUUAAUUCCUCUGCUAUAAUCCUAUUACAUCACAUCAAAUUAUUACUGAGACGUAACCAUGAUGUCCAUGCAGACAGAGACAUUAUCUGAGACAGUGCACAGCAAAGACAGGUAAUCACAGCAAACGGUCAGGUAAGAAUGACAUUUCUCUUCCUCUAAUUAAUGACCACUGCAAACUUGGUUCACGGGGAUAGUUCUGCACUGUAAAAAUGAAAUCCGUAAAAUAACAGAAAAAGUACUGGCAGCUCAUUACCUGGACAUUAUCCAGUAAUUUUACGGAGAUUUCCGUUAACCAUGCAACACAACGCAAUGAAGUGAAAAAUUCUAAAUACAGGUAAAACACCUGCAAAAAAAAAAAAUAAAAAAAAAUGUUUUUAUAUAUAUUAUACACUGAUUGAAUUGUUUGGUGUUCUGGUCUAUAACACUGCUACAACAUAUCUAAAACCUGCUUAAAACAUGCACAGGCCUUAGACUUGCUUGCACAAAUACUGCAACUGGUAAUGGAAUUUGUUGAUGGGAGUGAAAAAUCUAGGUAAAACAGAGGGAUGACAAAGCAAUGAAUCGGAUUGAGCAAGAUUACUUCUGACGUAUUUCUGAGUGUAUCUUGUUCGCAGCAUCCAGUGUAGUAGCUGAUCAGCACAUUUCUUUAAGCCAGCUGCUCACAUAUACAUUGGAAUCGCUCUGAGAAAGCCACAAAAGGUAGUUUUUUGAGAUUGCAUGCUCUCAAUUGCGUGCCGUUUUUCACUUACUCAGAUGUAUAUGUGUAGCAUUAGUACAACUGCCAUGAGAUCAGUCUUAGAAUGCACAUUUACAUGCAAGAAAACAGAAACAUCAUGGGCAUUUCAGAAACAAACUCAUUACUCACAACAUUAUAAUCUGAUUAUAAUCUAAUCCAUCACCUAUAGAGAGUAAUCUGCUAAUUCCACCUCAACCUGGAUCAUUGUAACAGACUCUGACAGUGUCAAGAACUCAUGCAACAGAAAUAAAAUCUAUCAGAAUGACUACACUAGUAAACAACUGUAAACAUAAAACUUUUCAUCUGCUUGUUCGUUUCAUAUGGUCUGGAAGUAUGAAAAGGAAUGAUGAAAUGUCAACCACACACAAUUUGUUACAGGAUGUUGCAUAAAAUGGGCAUAUUCAGAUGGAGCAAUAACUUCCUAUUAUUUUUCCAUCCUUAAAGAAACUAUAUGUAAGAAUUUUGAUGUAGGCUUGCUUAUUUUUUGCCAAUGUGUGUACAACUUGUAACGAAACUUUAAAAACAAGACCUUCCCUGACAUCCUAGGUUGUCUAUGGAAGCCUGUAGACUGAUUUUUAUGUGAAGGACUUGGAACGUUUUUGCUGGGAAAAUCAAAAAGAUGUUCAAUGGCACAUGAAACGAAUGCUUAUACAAUUUUCAGGAUAAUGCUGAAAGAGCAUUCUGUAUUGUAAUGUCAAUGAGUCAUGCAAAGAAAAGGGAUUAAUUCAAACUAUAGUCUCGCAUAGUCAGAUAUAAUCUAUAGUCUCAAAUAUACUUGAUAAUCAAACAAUCAUAACAGUGUAAUUUUAAUAACCUCAUCUGUCGACAUGUUGCCGGUGAAUUGCAGAGCGUGUGCAGACAUAUCCACAUCACUAUGAUCAGAUGCUUUAACUGCUGUUUUCUCACCACUGCCAUUUUUGUUAUGCGUUUUGUUAACUUGUUAGUGAGAGGAAAACGCGCAGCACAUUUACGUACUCUAAACGUCGCUCUCAGCAGUAUGCGUCGGGAUGUUUGUUAAAAGUAUAUCGCUGCAAAGGUUUUUCCAACUUUUUUACUUCGCUAUGAGUAUAUCGGGACCUUGAAUCACAUUCAGUCUCUAUGUUACGUGUGUACGAGUGCGAGCAUGAGCCAUAAGUUGCUGGCUGCACUUCACUUAACGACCACCGGUGUCGCUAAUAACAAGUGUUUCUGAAUUGUACAUCUAUCCCCUUUAAACUGAAUCAACAAACACAAACAAAUGGCUCAUUAGAUCUGUAUUAUCUAUCAUCAGGUCUCCAUUGAGGAAUCAUGUCAGGUUCACCUGAGAUUGAGGAACUACCAGCAACACAAACAGGUGAAAAAAGACUUUAAAAAGAGUUACUUAUUAAUGAAACAAAGAAAUAUCCACAUUACAGUAAUCACAUUGAUUGCAGAACAUAUCCUGCUAACAUCUAUUCAAUAUACAGUAAUGAUGAGAUAAUACUGGAGAUUUCCCUCAUUACGCUGUGAUAUGCCUAAGACAUGCUGAGGUCAUCAUGACAAAACACUUUCGGUACUUAGGGCCCAAAGGCGUGAUCCAUGACUGGAGGAAAUUCAAACUUGAGAGUGAGGACCAUGAAAGUAUCCCUCCCAACAAGAGAGAGCUUCUCAGACAGAUGUCCAACCCCAAAUCUAAUAAUGACGACACUCGGGAAAAGCAUGGCCGCAAGAUGAGCACUCAGGAAUACGAGAUGAUCCAAGAAGAGGACGAAAGUUGUCUGCGUAAGUAUCGCAAGCAGUGCAUGCAGGAGAUGCACGAGCGCCUGAGUUUCGGGCCUAAGUUUGAUGCUGUGUUUGAGUUGGAUAGCGGGGAGGCCUUCCUGGAUGUCAUCGAGAAAGAGCACCGCCUGACCCUAGUGGUGGUGCACAUCUAUGAUGAAGGAAUCAGAGGUUGUGACGCACUCAACAACUGCUUGACCUGCCUGGCAGCAGAGUAUUCCACCGUCAAAUUCUGCCGAAUCAAAGCCUCUGCCACUGGGGCGGACGAGCGUUUUUCAGACGACGUUCUGCCCGCCCUGCUGGUGUACAAGGCUGGAGAGCUUCUGGGCAACUUCCUGUCCAUUACAAAGCACUUGAAUGAGGAGUUCUUCGCCAUGGAUGUGGAGAACUUCCUAAAUGAGUACGGUUUGUUGCCAGAGAAAGAGACUGCAGCCUGUCCUGAUGAGGAAGAGAAUGCUGAUGUGGAGUAAACAAGGAAAUUUAAAAGGUGGAAGUGAAUUACGUUAGUCAACCUGUCAGACUUGUUUCAGAGAUAGAUCAAGUAAUGACUCUGUGACUGCUGGUCCAUGACUCCAACAAACACGCACACCUUAAGGCAUUUACAGUUAAAUACUUCAUAGUGUUAUCAAAAGCACACUGCUUGUUUCAGUUCCCAGGGUUCCCACAAUUUUUUUUCAAUGAGUUUCCAUGACUUUUGACUUUUCCACUGGUUUUUGAUUACUGUAUAAGGAUUUUUAAAGACCAUUUAAAUUCAGAUCAAUUCACUCAUGAAUCAUUCGGACCAGUUAGACUAAUUCGCUGAAAGUGACCCAAGUUUGAGUCCCAAAUUGAGGUCCUUUCCUGAUCCCGUUUCUUCUCAGGCUAUUUGUCUCAACGGCAAAAAUGCCCCAAAAUGAUAAUUUUUAGGGAAAAACGUAAUCACAAAUUGCACAUCACUAUGGUUUGUGAAGAAGCUGAUGGAAUAUUUUAUAUUGAAGGUAAUUAAUGUACUCCACCGUUCAAAAGUUUGGUCAGUAAAAAUUAUUUUGUAAGAAAUGAAUACUUUUAUUCAUCAAGGAUGCAUUAAAUUGAUCAAAAGUGACAGUAAAGAUAUUAUGUUACAAAACAUUUCUAUUUCAAAUAAAUGCUGUUCUUUUGAAGUUUCAAUUCAUCAAAGAAUCCUGAAAAAAUUCAUUGUUUCCAUAUUAUGUAGCACAACUGUUUUCAACAUUGAUGAUAAGGAAUAUUUCUUGAGAUCCAAAUCUCUAAAGGAUCAUGUGACUGGAGACUGGAGCAAUGAUGCUGAAAAUUCAGCUUUACCAUCACAGGAAUACAUUACAUUUUAAAAUAUAUUAAAAUAGAAAACAAGUACUUUACAUUGUAAUAAUGUUUCACAAUGUUACUGUUUUUGAUCAAAUAAAUGCAGCCUUGGUGAGCAUUAGAGACUUCUCUCAAAAACAUUAAAUUUUUUUACUGACCCCAAAGUUUUUGAAAGGUAGUGUAUAUUCAUCACAGAAAUUAAACUCUCCUCAAAUGUCCAGGUUUCCCAUGACUGUGGGAACACUGUACUUGUCAUAUAUUUUGUAUCGAGCUGCUAUCUGCUUAAAGAAUAAAUAAUGAUAUCACAAAAAGUGUGAUUUCAUAUGUUGUCACAUUCCACUAAAUGAAUCAGGGUCAGGGUUUCUUCAAAAUGAACGCAGAACAGCCAAGAACACUCCUUGCUCUUUUAUGUCUUUAUGACUAUACAACUAGAUUUGUCCUACAAAUGUUGUUCUAAGUAAAACGUGCCCGGACAUGUACCCAGCUAACUCAAAGAUCACACAGUCACAGGAUUACUGUGUGUGAGAGCAAGCAUUCAUAUGCAAGUGCUUGUUUGGAGGUGCAGGUGAAUGUGAGUUUAGGUCAGUAUAUCAUUGUGGAAACUAAAUGACUCUGUUAAGGUUACACAUGAUGAUUUUGGUACUUUAGAACAGGGUUUUUUUGAAAGGGGGUACAAUAAUUAUGGUUUGAUCUUAAACUAGGAAAAAAUGAAAAGGAAAAAGUAAACAAAAAUCAAAUGUUACCUAAAAUCAAAACUAAAUUUCACACAAAUGUUUCACUGUCCCUGCCAGAUUAAAAUGUAUUUAUUUUAAUGGAUUUGCAAUGUAAAAAUCAUAAGGUAUGCACUAC
Ctenopharyngodon idella (grass carp) is the source of this 5614-nucleotide messenger RNA. Its product is annotated as phosducin-like. The transcript has 2 exons. The coding region runs from base 3244 to 3936 and encodes 230 amino acids. The record is from RefSeq and is a predicted model, not a curated record. NCBI's taxonomy places the organism in Eukaryota, Metazoa, Chordata, Actinopteri, Cypriniformes, Xenocyprididae. Gene Ontology annotation, biological process: regulation of G protein-coupled receptor signaling pathway.